AUGAACGGCUACCACAAGUCUGAGCACGGAAAAAGCCGUGCAGAUCCAGGGAGUACACGCUGGGUUUACAACAAGUUCCUGCGAACUCAAACCAAGCUACGCUGGGUCUGUGGCCUGUGCAACGUGUGGUGCAAGGACGAAAACGGCUACAAAUGCCACCUGGAGCACGAGAACCACAUCCGCAAGUCGGAGAUUUCGCGCAAGAGUAAGGCCCGUGAAUUCAACAUGUCACCGCGGGACGAGGCCUUCGCGACAAGCUUCGUGCAGUUCCUCGCACUGAACUACAUGAACCAGAAGGUACUGCUCCAUGAGGUGUACCGGGAGAUGUAUCCCCACGAUCGCAACCAGAGGUUGAUGCAUGACACCUGCUGGGGCAGCCUCGGUACCUUCAUCAAUGCCCUUAGCAAGAGCGGAGAAUGUGAGGCUGUGAAGGGGCCCAAGGGCUGGGUGGUGCGCAUCGACCAAGAUAUGGUGGUGGCUGCCGAAGCCGAGAAAGACCAAAAGAUCUCGUCUUUCAUGUUGGCCCAGGACGACGUCGACCAACCGCCGGUUCCCGAGUCUCGAGGCGAGAGGAUGCAGGCCUCAUGGGACAGGAAUCUGAAGCAGGCGGCAGCCUCUACCAAGCGGCCCUUUGAGAACGACGGCGGCGCCAAGCGCGCGGCCGCAGCGGCGCGCGAGGCCAAACGACUGGCCACGUCCUCCGGAGCACAGGACCCGCCAGAGAAAGCGGAGGAGACGGAGACGUUAAGCGCCAACCGUGGCAAGGUGACCUUCCAGUUUGGUGGCAAAAAGGCCAGUCAGGCUCCUGCACCUCAAACGGAGGCAAUUGAAGAAGACGUGGUCAUCCUGGCGGCGGCAGCGCCUGCGUCGCCGGCAGCAGCGCCUGCCGCAGAGCCGGAAGCAAAGGAAGCCGACGUUGUCAUCGUGUCGGGAGAUCUGGUAUGGCCUCCGGGGCUCGUGGUGAAGAUCCAGUGUCCAGAUACCCCCCUGCACGGCCUGAAGGCCGUGACACAGGAGGGUGAUCAGUCCAGGGGCCUGGUACCUGUGAAGCUGCUGAAGCCUCCCGAGGGAGUUCGGCCGGUCACGAAGCUGAGGCCUUCGCUUCUCGAAACCGUCCUCCCAAAGUUCGGCAACAAAGUUCUCGUCCUUCGGCCUGGUGACCCAGACCCUCCCGAGGGCACGCUGCAAUCCGUGGAGACCGACACCUUUACCUGCACGGUUCUCUUAGAUGACGGCCAGCCCUUAAAAGGGCUGCCCUACGAUCAGGUCUGCAAGAUCUGGGCAGGGUAG
This is a messenger RNA of Symbiodinium sp. CCMP2592, 1290 nucleotides long. The record is from the annotation of a GenBank genome assembly. NCBI's taxonomy places the organism in Eukaryota, Dinophyceae, Suessiales, Symbiodiniaceae.